Molecule: messenger RNA, 351 nt
Organism: Entamoeba invadens IP1
Lineage: Eukaryota; Evosea; Mastigamoebida; Endamoebidae
Product: prefoldin subunit, putative
Exons: 1
Coding region: 1-351 (116 amino acids)
Biological process (GO): protein folding
Cellular component (GO): prefoldin complex; cytoplasm
Molecular function (GO): protein folding chaperone
Source: RefSeq, a predicted model, not a curated record
AUGAACCCGCAGCAAGUAGUCUUGACCCAGCUUCAGCAAUUGAAACAAGAUCAGAACCUCUUAGCUCGUCAAUUGGCUGACAUGGAUUCGACACUGAAAGAACAUCGUGUAGUGUUGGACGUACUUGCGAAGGUUGAACCAACACGUAAGUGUUUCCGUUUAGUCAACGGUGUAAUGGUCGAGCGAACAGCCUCCGAGAUUAUUCCCGCCGUCAACAAAUCGAUUGAACAAAUCAACCAAGUUAUGGAGCAACUCAACGAAAGUAUCAAAUCAAAAACAGCUGAAAUUAAUAAAUUCAUGGAACACUACAAGAUCCAACAGAAAGACCAGCCAAUCAUCGCCCAGCCUUAA